AUGUCCGACAACGGGGAAGUUGAGGUCGAAAGCCCCACGGGGUACCAAGUCCUGCCCAAGGAGGUUGCCGCUGAAAUCGGCAGUAUCAAGCUCUUCAACAAAUGGAGCUAUGAGGAUAUCGAGGUCCGGGAUAUGUCUUUGACCGAUUACAUCCAAAUCCGCCAACCCGUCUACAUCUCUCAUUCAGCCGGUCGAUAUGCUGUGAAGCGAUUCCGAAAAGCCCAAUGCCCCAUCAUUGAACGUCUCACCAACUCCCUGAUGAUGAAUGGCCGUAACAACGGAAAGAAGCUCAUGGCCGUCCGCAUCGUUGCCCACAGUUUUGAAAUCAUCCACAUCAUGACCGACCAAAACCCCAUCCAAGUCGCCGUUGACGCCAUCGUCAACUGCGGGCCCCGAGAAGACAGCACCAGAAUUGGCUCCGCCGGUACCGUCCGCCGCCAGGCCGUCGAUGUCUCCCCACUCCGCCGCGUCAACCAAGCCAUUGCCCUCCUGACGAUUGGCGCUCGUGAGGCCGCUUUCCGCAAUGUCAAGAGCAUCGCUGAAUGCCUUGCUGAAGAGUUGAUCAACGCUGCCAAGGGAAGCUCAAACUCAUACGCUAUUAAGAAGAAGGACGAGCUAGAACGUGUGGCCAAAAGCAAUCGGUAA
This is a messenger RNA of Histoplasma mississippiense, 645 nucleotides long. Its product is annotated as 40S ribosomal protein S5. The record is from RefSeq and is a predicted model, not a curated record. Gene Ontology annotation, cellular component: ribosome; cytosolic small ribosomal subunit. The coding region runs from base 1 to 645 and encodes 214 amino acids. Gene Ontology annotation, molecular function: rRNA binding; mRNA binding; structural constituent of ribosome. Gene Ontology annotation, biological process: ribosomal small subunit assembly; translation. The transcript is spliced from 3 exons. Lineage: Eukaryota; Fungi; Ascomycota; Eurotiomycetes; Onygenales; Ajellomycetaceae.